ACCACUUCUGCCUUGACUGCCGUCGUUAUAUUCGCUGCCUUCCUGAUUGUGGCGAUCAGUCUUCACGCAUACUCAUCUCCGACACCUUUCAUCUCAUUUAUCUCCUGCGCGAGGGCCUUCUGGGCCUACAUUUCAUCAACAUGUCAGGUAACAUCGUGCCGUCGUUCGUCGACGGCAAUGUGCCCAUCGCCGGCCUCGAUCAGCUCUCUGCCCACCUCGACGAAGCUAUCCAAGACCCUGACGCCGACUUCAAGCCAAAGUUGUUUGACGAUGUCGAGCUGCAGCUUACUGAAUCCAACGUCCCACCACUCCUGCCAACCCUCCUCCCCAAGCUUACGACCAUUCUUCUCACGACACGAAAGGAUCCGGCUGUUCCCGUCUCCCUGUCCAUCCGACUGCUGCGUCAUGUUUCCUUCACCCAAACACUCUCCCUAGCCGACGAGACGGCCCUCAUCACAGCCUUCGACUCACCCGCACCUUCCGCCAACCUGCUCGCCAUGGCCGUCCUGCACAAGGCCACAACGCCUGCCGAUAUCGCCAUCCUAGCUUCGAUGCCGAGACUCCUCGAGCAUUUCAUACGGCGAUGGCUGUCUGCGCCACAAGUCGAAGUGGGUGAACGGGGCACGCGCGUCCUCGGUGACUUGCUGGAGAUUGACUCCCAGUCACCACCGCUGCGCAUACCAAGAGAGGCCAUCACGGUCAACGGCGUGCCUUGGACAAAUGGGUCCACAAAUGGCGACCACGGAAACAACGAGCUGGCGGACAUCCAUAAGCCCCGCGGCGAGGGCGUUCUUUGGCAUCGACUCACUCACGAUGUGGACCUUUACAAUCUACUCGUAGCCCUGCCUCAGGGGCGGGACAUCUCUGGCGAGGUUCUCGACGAACGCCAGACAUCCCUGGCACAGGGAAGGCUCCUUCGACUUUUGCCCCGGCUGGCACUACGCGACUUUGACCUCGUUACCCAGCCGCCUCCGAAGCCCAGUGACGACGAGCUCAUGGGAGGCAUCGACCCCGAAGCCGAGGCCAGGCAAAGCGGCCUGCUGCAGUUUGUGGCGUUGAGAAUGGUCGACAAGAGCGACCUUCUCAUGCACCUCAGUCUGAUAGACUUUUUCGAGACACUGAUCAGCCUGUUGAGAGUCAGGGCGAAGGAGGGGGGCAGCAGCAGCCAGAUUAUUGUGCAGACAUUGAGGGAGAUCUUGUCGGUUGCCCUGCGGGGUGAUGAUGAGCUGCGAGCCGCCCUCCAGCGCUUGCCUGAUCGGACUGUCGAAGAGGAGGCCGAAGACUUGCGAAUUUUCAUAGAAAGCGUAGUGGGCUAA
Molecule: messenger RNA, 1316 nt
Organism: Verticillium alfalfae VaMs.102
Lineage: Eukaryota; Fungi; Ascomycota; Sordariomycetes; Glomerellales; Plectosphaerellaceae
Exons: 2
Coding region: 141-1316 (391 amino acids)
Source: RefSeq, a predicted model, not a curated record